UGUCGAGUGGGUGUUUGGCGCGAGUCGAUGGUUCGCUGUCAGUAGCCGGUCCGGCCGGCGCGAUACAGGGCGUGUCCGCAGAUUAGGGCCUCCCCCCGAGCAACGCGCCAGAAGCACGCCAGCAUGACGGCAGCCGGCCUCAGGGCCCGCGCGGGGGUACUUCUCUGCUUUGCUGCGUGCGUCCUGAGCCUCCCCACCGACGGGCCCCAGGUCGCGCACGUGCCCCCCGGGAGCAUCGGGGUGUCGACGGGCACCUCGGCCUCUGGCGUGCUCGUCAUCUCGUACGACGUGCAGCUGCGGAUCGACGACGGCGACACCUUCGACACCGCCACCCUCAUGACGCUGGAGGCCGAGGAGGCCGUCGACAGCUUCGAGGUCCACGCCAAGGACAUCGCCGUCGACCCCAAGAUCAGCGUGUGGGGGCCGGAGCAUGGCGUCAGCACGAAAAUCCCGUCCACCGUGGACAUUGACGGGGAGGUCGUCCACAUCGCCCUGACCCGACCGCUCACGGUGGGCGUCAGGUACGAGGUGACGAUGACGGCCACGGGGACCGUGGGCAGCCCCUCCGACGGCGGCCUGGUCCGGACGACGUUCGACAAGGGCAGCUGGGCGGCGGUGGUGCGCGGCGCGGGCCGGCGCCUCUUCCCCUGCGUCGACACCCCGGACGCGCUCGCCGACGUCACCCUGCACGUGGACAGGCCGACCAGCCACGUGGCGCUGGCCAACGCCGACCUCAACAAGACCGAAGCUCAGGGCGCCGCUCUGUGCAGGGACAUCACGCAGGCCUCCAGCAAAGACACGUUCGAGACGGCCAAGCUCGCCCCGCACGAGGUGCGCCUGGUGGUGGCGCCGCUGCAAGGUGCGCUCCAGGACCCCGGCCUCACGCUCUGGGCGCGCUCCGAGGCCGCGCCGUUCGUCGACCGCCUCCUCAGCUACAUGAGCACGACGAGCGACGUGGUGGAGAACCUGAGCGGGCUGCCGCUCGCCCUGCAGCACCUGGCCGUCGUGGCCCUGCCCGGGCUGCGCGACGCGGCCUCCGCCGCGGGCCUCGUGCUGCUCGACGAGGACGUGCUCCUCGGCUUCCACCCGUCCUCGCCGCCGUCCGCGCACCGCGACGCCCUGCUGUGCCUCGCCGAGGCCGUCGCCGAGCCCGCGGUGCGCGGCGCGGCGCGGCCGCUGCGCUGGGGGGACGCCUGGGCGGCGCGCAGCCUCGCCGCGCACCUCCGGCACCGCUACGCGGACCAGGUGGCGGGCAGGUGGCGGCUGGCCGAGCAGCAGAUGGCCCUCCAGAUGCAGGACGUGCUGGAGGCCGGGGGCUGGCCCGCCGGCGCGGCCUUGCCCACCGGCGACGACAACACCGUCGUCAGCAGGGCCGAUGUGGACAGAGGGGCCGCGCUCCUCCGCAUGUUCGAGUACGCCAUGAGCCCGAAGCGGUUCGACAACGCGGUACGAAACUUCUACCAGCUGAGCGCGCAACGCGCCGUGUGCGUCGACGAUCUGUACGACGCCCUGGCCGACGCCACGUACGACGGCGCGGACGACCUGCCGAGCGGAGUGACCGUGCCCGUCGUCAUGGCGUCCUGGACCAGGCAGCCCGGCUACCCUGUCGUCACGGUCGUCCGCGACUACGAGGCCAACUCCAUGACCGUGUCCCAGAAGGCGUUCUCGUGGUCGUCGGACGCCGCCCAGGACGCCGAGUGGUGGCUGCCCGUGUCGUACACGUACGCCGAGGAAGGCACGAGAGACCGAACGCCGAACGCCACGCCCCAGGCCUGGCUCGUACCCGGCGAGAACGACAUGUCCGUCGAGAUGGUGCACCUCGGCACGUUCGACUGGGUCUACUUCAACGUAGAUCAGGGAGCGCCCUACCGGGUCAACUACGACGUGUCCAACUGGCAGAUGCUCAUCAAGGAGCUGCAGGGGCCCAAGUACGACGUCAAGCUGGCGCCGACCUGGCGAGCGCAGCUGCUCGGGGACGCACUCGCCCUCGCUCGUGCCGGAGAACUGGACUACGCCCUGGCGCUGGACCUGGCCACGUACCUGGGGCAGGAGGACGACGCGGUGCCCUGGAUGGUGGCGCGCCGCUCUUUCGCCUUCCUGGAGGACCACCUGGAGGGAUUGGCGCUGGAGUCGCUCCGGCAGUUCGAGGCCCUCGUGCUCAAGUCCGUGUACCUGGAGGCCCAGUUCCAAAUGGACGGCGAGGGCGAGGACGGCGCCGGCCCGGAUGUACUCUUGCGCCGUGAGCUGGCGGCGACCUGGGCGUGCGCGGCAGGACUGCAGCAGUGCCUGGACCACGCCGACGGGUUGUACAGCCAGUGGCGGAACCAGGGGAGCCAGCUCAAGAGAGGCUUCGCGGAGGCCGUCCUGUGCCGUGCGAUGUCCAAGGGCGACGCCGGCACUCUUGACGUAAUCCUGGCCGCGCUCGGCAGCAGUUGGCUUGUCGGAGGGGAGCGACUCGGCUACGUCCGCGCGGCGAGCUGCGCCUCCAGCGAGGCCCUUCUGGAGAAGGCCGUGCAACAGGCGCUGUCCGAGUCUGGACCAUUCAUGGCCUCAGAGGUGGGUGACCUCCUCCUCGCCGUCGGCUCCAGGAAGCCCGCAGGGUGGGCGCUGGCCACACGGUACCUGGGCAACACUCAUCAGAGGAUCUUGCACAGGACGGGGUACGUCGGUUUCGUGCGGAAGCUGUCUCUCCACCUCGCCUCCAAAGUGUCCUCGCAAGACCAACUCGACAAGCUGGUGUCGGCGGUGCGAGCAGCGGCCGGGGACGACGCCGAGGUGCUGGAGGCUGCCGUCCGGCAGGAGGUGGCCGUCAACCUCGACUGGGCGCAGCGACACGGCGACGAAGUGGCGGACUGGCUGUGGGUGUACCUGGGUGCGUCGCGUUCGUCGACCACGGCCGCCCCCACCACGACCACGACCACCACGCCCAGCACGACGGUGGUCUCGGCGAGCACGACGCCUGUGCCGGCCGGUGCCAGUGCCCCAGCGGCAUGGUCCUGGCCCGCCACCGCCGUCGCUCUCCUUGUUGUCAGCAUCGGACGUGUCGAAUAAAACAUUCAUUUAAAAAAAAAUGAGGAGAAAAAACUUUUGAAUGGA
Frankliniella occidentalis (western flower thrips) is the source of this 3096-nucleotide messenger RNA. Its product is annotated as aminopeptidase N-like. Gene Ontology annotation, cellular component: cytoplasm. The record is from RefSeq and is a predicted model, not a curated record. NCBI's taxonomy places the organism in Eukaryota, Metazoa, Arthropoda, Insecta, Thysanoptera, Thripidae. Gene Ontology annotation, biological process: proteolysis; peptide catabolic process. The coding region runs from base 124 to 3051 and encodes 975 amino acids. The transcript has 13 exons. Gene Ontology annotation, molecular function: metalloaminopeptidase activity; peptide binding; zinc ion binding.